Camellia sinensis is the source of this 1014-nucleotide messenger RNA. Lineage: Eukaryota; Viridiplantae; Streptophyta; Magnoliopsida; Ericales; Theaceae. The record is from RefSeq and is a predicted model, not a curated record.
AUGGUAGAUUGUAGUGGUUCUCAUGUUGUUGAUGUUGUUGUGGGUGAUAAGAGAAUUGUGGAGGUUGAUAAUAAUUCUUCUAGGAUUAAUUCUGUAAUUUGUGAGAGUUCUUUGGUUAACGAUUGUGAUGAUUUUGGUGGAGUGCCGGGGUUCCGCAUUGCAUUGGCUAAGUAUGCAGUUGAGUGUGAUUUUGCAGUGAAUUAUUUAAAGAACAAUGCAACAAGAUUGGAUAAUGUGCAUAAUUGUGGGAUUGUUGCUCGUAGAUCUUGUAGCAAAAUGGUUGCAUGGUUAGGAGUUCAUAAGGCAAGAGGUGGGUUGUUUGGUGAUUUUGCAACUUCUUUUGACCAACUUCAAUGGUACCUUGAGACGAGUAUGAGAACGAAUCCGAGAAGUGUGUUUGAAUUAGAUGUGGAUGAAAGUAGUAGGGGUUUUCGAAGGUUGUUUGUGGAAUUUCAUGAAUGUUUGUAUGACUUUCAAUUUUGUCGUCCGUUGUUGUUUGUUGAUGGUACAUUCUUGAAGGAGCGUUACAAGGGACAUUUGCUUGCAGCAAUAUCAAAGGAUGGCAAUCAAGGUAUGAGGUUGUUUGUGGCAUUUCAUGGAUGUUUGUAUGGCUUUCAAUUUUGUCGUCCGUUGUUGUUUGUUGAUGGUACAUUCUUGAAGGAGCGUUACAAGGGACAUUUUCUUGCAGCAAUAUCAAAGGAUGGUAAUCAAGGCCUGUUUCCUUUGGCUUUUGCAAUUGUUGACACUGAAAAUCAAGAUAAUUGGAUGUGGUUCUUAAGUCAGUUGUUAAAGGCUGUUAGUUCAGGCCAGAGAUUGACCUUUGUGUCUGACCGUCAACAUGGAUUGCUGGACGCUCUUUCAGUGAUUUUUCCCAAUGCACAUCAUGCAUAUUGCUUGAAUCAUUUGAAGAGAAAUUUGAUUGACAAAUUGGUGGGACUUAGUACUAACUAUAAGCUGACUUUGAUGAAAAUAUUAGUUAAAUGUACUUAUGCGCCAAAUGUUGCUUCUUUCUAA